AUGCUUCAAUCAAAUUCGAAUAUUCGACUGCGAAACCUAACCCUAAACCAGGGCUGCUCGUUGCCGUUUGAGUGCUUCGCCAUGAAAGGAGCUAGCUCGAAAGCUGAUUCGCGGAAGGCCGACAGCAGAAGCAGACAAAGAGAGAAGAAAGCAGCAAAGGAUCCAAACAAGCCAAAGAGGGCUCCAAGCGCAUUCUUUGUUUUCUUGGAAGGUUUCAGGCAGCAAUACAAGGAAAAACACCCCACCAACAAAUCAGUUUCUGCUGUCGGUAAAGCUGCUGGUGAGAAGUGGAAGUCUAUGAGUGACGAGGAUAAGGCUCCAUUUGUGGCAAAGGCAAUGAAGAAGAAGGAGGAAUAUGAACGGAAGAUGGAAGCCUACAACAAAAAAUUGGCUGGAGGCAGUGGUGAUGAAGAAUCUGACAAAUCAAAGUCAGAGGUUCAUGAUGAGAACGAUGAUGAAGGCAGUGGAGAGGAGGAAGAAGAUGAUGACUAG
Molecule: messenger RNA, 492 nt
Organism: Striga hermonthica
Lineage: Eukaryota; Viridiplantae; Streptophyta; Magnoliopsida; Lamiales; Orobanchaceae
Source: the annotation of a GenBank genome assembly